Molecule: messenger RNA, 1284 nt
Organism: Mauremys reevesii (Reeves's turtle)
Lineage: Eukaryota; Metazoa; Chordata; Testudines; Geoemydidae
Product: serine/threonine-protein kinase SBK2-like
Exons: 4
Coding region: 140-1102 (320 amino acids)
Biological process (GO): peptidyl-threonine phosphorylation; peptidyl-serine phosphorylation
Molecular function (GO): protein serine/threonine kinase activity; ATP binding
Source: RefSeq, a predicted model, not a curated record
CCACGGGACCCUUUUCAGCUCAGGGUGGAUGGGAUAAAAGGCUCAUCCCAGGCCAGCAGACAGACAGACAGGAAGGUAGAGGGCUGGAAUCAGCGGCUCUCCUGUGCAUACUGUGGGGUUCCGGCUCCCGGAGGCAGCCAUGACCCUGCCCACACCGUGGGGCGCGGAGCAGCAGCUGGAGGAGAUGAUGGAGCUGACGGCGCAGAACCUGCCCUGGCUGGAGGUCACCCAGUCGUACACCAUCCUGAGGGAGCUGGGCAGCGGCUCCUAUGGCCACGUACUGCUGGCCGUGCACCAGCGGCAAGGCAGCCCGAUGGCGUUGAAGUUCAUUGAGAAGCGGGACACUGAGCUGCGGGACUUCCUGAGUGAGUACUGCAUCGCGCUGAUCCUGGCCGCCCACCCCUGCAUCGCCAGCGCCCUGGGUAUCGCCUUCCAGACCAAGCACCACUAUGUCUUCGCGCAGGAGCUCGCCCCUGCAAGGGACCUCUUCUCUCUGCUGCAGCCACAGGUGGGGUUCGGGAUCGCGGAGCUGCAGGUCAAGCGCUGUGCUCUGCAGCUCGCCAGCGCCCUGGAGUUCAUGGGGGCCAAGGGGCUGGUUCACCGCGACGUCAAGCCUGAGAACGUGCUGCUGCUCGACCCUGAGUGCCGGCGUGUCAAGCUGACCGACUUCGGGCUGAGCUGCCCGCAGGGCACUGCCAUCGAGGCCCUGCCUGAGAACCUGCCCUACACGGCACCCGAGCUGUGCCGCCUGGGGCCCUCGGCUCGCCUGCCGGCCCAGCCCAGCCUGGACGCCUGGGCACUGGGCGUGCUGCUCUUCUGCGUGCUGACCGGCUUCUUCCCCUGGCACACGGCCGCCGACCGGCACUACCGGGACUUUGAGCGCUGGCAUCGCAGCCCCCGCGUCCGCCCGUGCCCACCCCACUGGGGACGCUUCACCUACGAGGCCCGGGAGAUGCUGCGGGGGCUGCUGCACCCCGACCCCGUCCAGCGCAGCCCAGCCGGCAUUGCCAUGGCCCACGUCAAGGGCCCCUGGCUGGAGCCCAAGGAGCCGGGCGCUGCCCGCGCGGACAGGACUCUGCUGAGGAGCAGCCAUUGCCGCUGAGCCCCAGCCCCGUGGGCACUGCCGCCAGGCACAGGCACCCGCCAUGGCCAAGGGGACGCAGGGACCAAGGACUUGCAGGACACAUUGCUUAGCAGGGACCAUGGCCAGAGGCUGGUGCUGGGGGCCUGGCCUGGGGGAUUGCAGAGAAGGCGGGAGCGGAGGAGGGGUAAUAAAAGCACAAU